Molecule: messenger RNA, 385 nt
Organism: Rasamsonia emersonii CBS 393.64
Lineage: Eukaryota; Fungi; Ascomycota; Eurotiomycetes; Eurotiales; Trichocomaceae
Product: PHD finger domain protein
Exons: 1
Biological process (GO): regulation of transcription by RNA polymerase II
Cellular component (GO): Rpd3S complex
Source: RefSeq, a predicted model, not a curated record
AAGCAACAUUGCCGGUCAGAAGCGCCCGCUGGAGGAGAUCCCGGGCGGCGUCGAGGAAGCUCCAGCUGCAAAGCGAACUCGUUCGCAGCACUUCCCCGUCGCCCGGGAAAGCCAGAUUCGAUCGUCGUUGGAUCUGGACGCCGAGCUGGGCGGCGUUGACAGAGACGACUCCUCCACGGCCGACAUCGAGGAGCCUUCCCGCGUCUCGCGUUCCACGCGCGGUGAAGUCCUCGAGAACAACGACACCUGCCGGCAGUGUGGUCGCAUUGGGCAGCUUAUUUGCUGUGAUGGGUGUGUCAACUCCUAUCACUUCUCCUGCCUGGAUCCCCCCCCUGGACCCAGCCAAUCCCCCCCGAGGGAGAGUGGUUCUGCCCGUCGUGCGUGA